GAGCAGCGUCAGAGACAACGACGAGCAGUAGUAAGGCAAUGUCAAUCGAGCAGGACGGGGUCGGUGGCGGCGAGGCAGGUCGGGUUGCUGGCGACUUGGACGACAAGGACGACGACAAGGACGACCAAGACCAAGACCAAGACCAAGACGACGAUGAAGACGAAGACGAAGACGAUGAUGAUGAUGAUGAUGAUGAUGUCGAGCUUAACAUGGCCACGUCAGCACCGGGAACGCGACCGACACCGGCAUUCACACGCCCAGGUGCUGCACCAGUGACACACACGCCAACGACAAUCCCGACGGGAGGUGUACUGCCGCCCAUUCAACCAGUACAACCGCGAAUCGCUGCGUCACAAUUGGCAGCUCAGGCAACAAGUAAUCGACUGGACAUCAAUGCUGUCGGCCAAUAUAACGACAAGUCUAUCUUUGAGUUUGAUCUUGACGGAGCUGAAGACAAGCCGUGGCGCAAACCAGGCGCUGAUAUCUCUGAUUACUUCAAUUAUGGCUUCAACGAGGAGACAUGGCAAAUUUAUUGCGAGAAACAAAAAUCCAUGCGUGCUUCGGUUGGCAGCUCCGGAAUUGGUCGCACCGUGCCCCCUCUGAUUCCGCAGCUUGCCGGAGGAAGCGAUAUCAAACCACUGCGACCCGCUGGUUACACUGACUCCAACCGCAUUUCAAUAGGACGAGCAACGCGAAGGGCGGACGAAAGUGCUCUUCAAGUUCUUGGCGGCGAUCCUUCGGGCAGCUCAAUUCAGUCGCUGGUAAAUCUGGACGCCUCGUCCGUGCCAGCACUCCUUCCGCUCGCUCGAAAUAUGCCCCCUGUGGCGCCUCCGCUCGCGCCUCCUGCGGCAGCGGCGCCCGCACCACUGCAGCCGCUGCGACCCGCAUAUCCCGUGCCUGCUCCCGGCAUGGUGCACCCUGCCAUGAUGCAAGGCAAGAUGCCUCCUCCGCUCAUGAUGCCCAUGAUGCCCGGAAUGAUGCCGCCAGGCAUGAUGCCUCCAGGCAUGGUGCCCGGCAUGAUGCCCCCAGGAAUGCCACGACCACCAUGGGCUGCGCAAUCGCACGGUAGCAGCAGCCACAGCAGCCACAACAGUGAUGAUAGCGAUCGGUCUUCCAGCAAACGCUCAUCCUCGUCCGAAGACGAUUCCUCGCGCAAGCGAUCACGUCGCUGAAUGUUCAUCUGGUUGAUUGGACCUUUGGGUGUUGGCGCAAAUGUUCGUUUUUUUUUUUCACAAUCUAUUUCCGAAUCCACUUGUUUGAG
Molecule: messenger RNA, 1261 nt
Organism: Capsaspora owczarzaki ATCC 30864
Lineage: Eukaryota; Filasterea; Ministeriida; Capsasporidae
Exons: 8
Coding region: 39-1172 (377 amino acids)
Cellular component (GO): mRNA cleavage and polyadenylation specificity factor complex
Molecular function (GO): RNA binding
Source: RefSeq, a predicted model, not a curated record